AUGAGCGAAAUAACGGAACAUGUCGACAUUGAUUCAGUCAUUGCUAGACUUUUGGAAGUUCGAGGAACACGGCCGGGAAAACAAGUGCAGCUGGCCGAGCAUGAAAUACGAUACUUGUGUCAAAAGUCAAGGGACAUAUUUAUGGGCCAACCGAUUCUUCUGGACCUCGAGGCACCCUUGAAAAUCUGUGGUGACAUCCACGGACAAUACUACGAUCUACUACGGCUGUUUGAAUACGGCAAGUUCCCACCCGAGUCAAACUAUCUGUUCAUGGGGGAUUACGUGGAUCGAGGCAAACAAUCGCUGGAAACCAUCUGCCUGCUGUUAGCAUACAAAAUCAAAUAUCCACUCAACUUCUUUAUACUCAGAGGAAAUCAUGAAUGUGCAAGUAUCAACCGCAUCUAUGGUUUUUAUGACGAAUGCAAACGACGAUACAACAUUAAGCUCUGGAAAACAUUCACGGACUGCUUCAACUGUCUGCCGAUCGCUGCCAUCAUUGACGAAAAAAUCCUGACAAUGCACGGUGGCCUGUCGCCCGACCUUCAGAGUCUGGAACAGAUCCGACGGAUUAUGCGGCCGACAGACGUACCAGACACCGGACUGUUAUGCGACUUGUUAUGGUCGGAUCCAGAGAAAGACGCGGCAGGCUGGAACGAGAAUGAUCGUGGGGUCUCGUUUACGUUUGGUGCAGACAUUGUCGGCAAGUUUUUACAGAAACACGAUCUCGACUUGAUUUGUCGUGCACAUCAGGUCGUUGAGGACGGAUACGAGUUUUUUGCCAAGCGGCAGCUGGUCACAUUGUUUUCGGCUCCCAAUUAUUGUGGCGAGUUUGAUAAUGCUGGUGCCAUGAUGACUGUGGAUGAGUCUUUACUCUGCUCUUUCCAGAUUCUGAAGCCGGCAGAAAAGCGGUCUCGUGAUGCGUACAAUGGUCGUGGACGAUAUCGAAAGUGAUCAAAGUGGUUGUACAAAAAAAAGGCCAUCAGGAACG
Messenger RNA from Zychaea mexicana, 988 nucleotides. RefSeq lists its product as uncharacterized. Gene Ontology annotation, cellular component: nucleus; cytoplasm. The record is from RefSeq and is a predicted model, not a curated record. Lineage: Eukaryota; Fungi; Mucoromycota; Mucoromycetes; Mucorales; Lichtheimiaceae. Bases 1 to 951 code for a protein of 316 amino acids. The transcript is spliced from 6 exons. Gene Ontology annotation, molecular function: protein serine/threonine phosphatase activity.